Messenger RNA from Limulus polyphemus (Atlantic horseshoe crab), 1584 nucleotides. RefSeq lists its product as uncharacterized. The record is from RefSeq and is a predicted model, not a curated record. Bases 155 to 1387 code for a protein of 410 amino acids. Lineage: Eukaryota; Metazoa; Arthropoda; Merostomata; Xiphosura; Limulidae. The transcript has 7 exons.
UUUUGAUAACAAGUCGUUAGAAGUCGAUUUCUUUGAUCGGAACGUGUCUUUUCUCAAGCUGUGACACGUAACACUAUAAUUCUGUCAGCGUACUUAUCCCAUUUUGGACUCACUUCUGUCUGAAAAGUCAUCCCCCAAACAGUGUUCUAUAAACAUGACAAACAGCGGAAAGUUUCUAAUAUUGCUAAGUUUGGUGACGAUUUAUCUCCAAGUGAAGUCACAAGAUGAUCAGCGCCCUCUACGUCUUAUUAGUAACACUGAGUGUGAUAGGUAUAACCUGGAUGCCCUAUACCAUGAACGAUAUAAAGUAAUAACUAAGGACAUUUUGACUGAGAUGAAAAUAUUUGUCGAACGGAUGACUGAUCGGAUGUUCCUAAGCCUACAAGAUGUGUUGUUACAGCUCCCAGGACGAGAAUCUUCAGACAAGGCAGAGGAGAGGAUGUAUCGCGUCUUUGAGGAAAGCAAAAAAAUAUUUGCGAAAAAGAUGGAUAAGAUUGAAGAUAACACGACAAAGGCAUGGGAAGCACUCCUAGACAUGAACUACAAGUUCAUCACCGCCCAAGAGGAGGGUAUACCGGAGCUACUAAUUGAAAAGGUUGCCCAAUUAGAAGAAGCGUAUAAUGCAGCAAGACAAGUCUUAGACACGCAGUUGCAGGCAGUGAUCUCUCCAGUGAAGGUUUUAAUCAUAAACAGCUUGAACGGUGUAGAGCAGGUCUUAAUUCGAAAGAAGUCAGAACAAGAUAGUCAUCAUCAUCACCAGCAUCGUAAUCAUGGAGACGACGAAGCAGAUUCUUUGGAAGAAAAUGAACAACAUUCAGGGACAAAAGAAAAUGUAGAACAGGAACAGGCAGAGUCCCUCGAUGGUUCUAAUUCUUCGUCUUCCCCUGUCACGCUAAACGAUGAAGAGGAAGUUAAGGUACACGAAGACGAAGGAGAUAAACAGGACAAAGAGGAGAAAGAAGAUAAGGAAGAGGAAAGUGAUAUCGAAAAGAAGAAGAAAAUAAUCCGUGAUAUUGUUCCCGGAUUUUUGGGAACAGUGUCAGAAUUGAUUACUGAGAGAAAUGUUGAUUUAACUAAACACCAGCCUCAGGACGAAAGGGAUUCGCCGUUUGAUGAAAUCGUUUUUGCUAUUGUUAUUAUGGCCCAGCGAGUGAAAGGUUUGUUGCAGCCUGAGGACCUAAGUAGUGACGAGACUUUUGACCUAGCUAGACGUAACCUGUUACUGACAUGGGCGCAGACAGCCAAGACUAUGUACAGUGACAAGAUUAAGAAAAUAAAGGAAAAUAAAGUACCUAAGGAGCCUGCCGCAGAAUAUUUUCAGAAAAAAUGGACUAAAGAUGACGCUUUAGCGGAGAGUCUAUUAAUAUUCUUAGAAAUGUUCCCAUAAGAUUGGACACUUAUGAAGUUGGAUAUUGUCCUAGUACGGUUCAAAAGAAUUAUUGAAGUUUCUUACGUUGUGGAUCACGUGACAGAAGGGAACCUAUCGCCCCUGCCGUUAAAUACAGUAUAGAGUAUAUUGUUUGUUUAAGUACAUAUAGUUUCAAAUACAUCAAUAAAUAUCAAGUUUUUUAUACUAAAAACUGA